AUGGGCUAUCCGACUAUUACAGUAGUGACCAUUCUGCUGCUUUUAGAACAUGGGGGAUGCGACCUGUGCGACAUCUGCCGGCGGAAGCGAGACAGUGCGGUCCGUUUGCCGUAUAACCAGCGGUGGUACUUCGACGCCUCCUCGUUUCUCUGCCAGCCGUUCAACUUCUGCGACGAUGAGAUCACGGAACGCAUGAAGGGCCGCAAGUCAAAGACUGAAAUCAGCUGCGGAGGCGUGGACUGUUUCGAGUGGCUGUACGAGUCGCUCAAGAAGAGGCAGGCGCAGGAAAGCGACCUGCCUAAGGUCAUGCUGAGCCACCACCAGUAUCAGGUGCACCAGGAGACGACGGCGUCAUCUGUGUCCAAGCAGCCCGUCUUCACCGAGGCUGCCAGGCACAGCGAGGCGCCGACGACCCAGCGGCCUUCCACGGUCACUGUUAGGACCAUACUCAAGGAACCCGCCACUUCCCAAGACGACACGCUGAACGAAGCCGAAGCUCCCUACGAGUUCGGCUUGUCCAAGCCCGAGGCUAUUCACGUCCCUUUGGUGCCCAAGCACAGCUCGCACCACAAGCCCGAGGUGUGCAUGCUGACGCCCGACCGCGGCCGUCGCUGGCCGUGCUCCCAGCGCUGGUACUACGAGCCGCACGAGAACGCCUGCAAGACGUUCACCUUCUGCGGUCAGAAGGGAAACAGGAACAACUUCCUCACCAACGAGACCUGCUACGAGCAGUGCCACGAUGGUAGUCGUCGUACCUAGGUCGCAGGAUAGGCGCCAUCUGCGAGCAACGCUGUGUUCCACAUUCUACGCUAGACUGAAGUUGUAUUGUGUCGAAAAGACCUUGUAUUGGCAGAAAGUGGAACAAAUAAAUAAA
Rhipicephalus sanguineus (brown dog tick) is the source of this 874-nucleotide messenger RNA. RefSeq names its product papilin. Bases 1 to 759 code for a protein of 252 amino acids. The transcript has 5 exons. The record is from RefSeq and is a predicted model, not a curated record. Gene Ontology annotation, molecular function: serine-type endopeptidase inhibitor activity. NCBI's taxonomy places the organism in Eukaryota, Metazoa, Arthropoda, Arachnida, Ixodida, Ixodidae.